CUCUUGGUGCGGGUAGCCAGCUAGACGCUCCCGCCGGGCCGCCAGUCAGUCAGUCUUCCGGUCAGUCAGCCAGCCAGUCAGCCUCUCAAUCAGUCAGUCGCUAUGGUUGGCUGGUUAGGUUUGUGAUGUUGGUGAUAAGAGGAAACAAUGAAUAGAUAAUAAAGAUACGACUGUUAACGAAAUAGUGAUAAGUGAAGGAAGGAAAGGAGGUGAAUGGACUGACAAAAUCGAAGGAAAAUACGAUACGAGGAGCAAGGAAUUAAAGGAAGACUAAAGAAUCCUGAGAAGACAAUACGAUGAAGGUGGCGUGGGCGGUGGCGUGGGUGUCGGCGUGGGCGGCGUGGGCGGCUGGCGCACCAACGGGAAACGGUGACAAUUUCUCGGACCAUGUGGUGGAAGCGAACGUCUUCACCCUCUCCUCGUACCCUCAUGCCUCCUUCCGGAGUCUCCCCAAGGGCUCCAGAUUGCCAAGAACUGCCAUCCCCUCGAGUGCCAGGCCAACAGGUCUCCCCGGAAGGCCCAUCCAAGCCCUCUCCCUUAAUGCUCCUCCGCCCUCGCCCAGCCCAGCCCUCGCGACGCCUGACUUCUUCACGGACGAACUCGCGGCUCUUGAAGAUUUGAUCAAUGCUGGCGCGUUCUCUGACGGUGUCCCUCUCGCCCCGAACAGCCCAAGCUACCAAAAUGACGUCAUCUCCGGGGACUUCCAGGGGUCUCUUGGCGAUCAUCUGCAGUUUAGUGCCAUCGGGGGACUAGAGGGUGACGCAGGAGGUUAUGGGGCAUCUCCGCUGAUUUCAGAGGAUUCUCAGACGCUCCUUUCCGGGGAUAUUUUCAAUCUCAACUCCCAAGACUUUCAGGGUUUGCAGGGAGUCUCCUCCGCCGCAGAUGCUAAUGGUCUGCAAGGGCGUGGCUUCGGAGGACUAGACUUAGGAAUAGAUCUCGAGGGGCAGGCGCUGGAUCCCGCGACCUUAUUAGCCGCCGAUCUACUUGGAAGCGCUGGCGGGCUACAGGGUGGUGCAGGAAGUCUUGAUGGCCUCCAGCUUAACUCCGGAGACUUAGGUGCACUACAAGGUGGCUCAGAUGUCUAUGAUCUCCUGCAGGCCGAUUCAGGGCGGUUCAGCAGGUCACACGUAGGCUCUGGCAGUCAGUUUAACUCAGGAGGAUUUAGCGGGCUCCCGGGAGGAUCUGGAGGAUACAGAAGACUGUUUGGAGACGUCUUAGGGGAUGCAUAUAUUGAAAAGGCUGACGGUCUGCGUUUAGGCUCUGUAGAACUGGAUGAUCUGAACAUAAAUUUGGGCAAUUUAAACCUGGCUGACCUGGACGCUAGUCUCGGUGACUUGCACCUGAACACGGCGGGCUUUGCGACGACACACCUGAAUUCCGGCGGCCUCGAUGGGGUGAGUCUACAGUCCGGGGGGCUGGGUGGGGUUGACGCGAGUGUAGGGGGCACCUUUGGGUCGGGUCUGAGUGACGGGGGCAGCGUCGGGGUACCCCUAUCCGAUGCCAUGCCAGGAUUUUCGAACAAUGGUGCGGGCGGCGGCGGCGGCGUCAGCAGCAGCGGCAACUUCGGCAGCGUCGGAGAGUCCCUAUCCGAUGCCGUGCAAGGAUUUUCGAACAAUGGUGCGGGCGGCGGCGUCAGCAUCAGCAGCAGCGGCAACUUCGGCAGUUUUGACAGCAUCAGCAGCAGCGGCAACUUCGGCAGCGUCGGAGAGUCCCUAUCCGAUGCCGUGCAAGGAUUUUCGAACAAUGGUGUGGGCGGCGGCGGCGGCGGCGGCGUCAGCAUCAGCAGCAGCAGCGGCAACUUCGGCAGCGUCGGGGUGUCCCUAUCCGAUGCCGUGCAAGGACUUUCGAACAAUGAUGCGGGCGGUGGCGUCAGCAUCAGCAGCAGCAGCAACUUAGGCAGCUUUGACAGCGGCAGCAGCAGCGGCAACUUCGGCAGCUUUGACAGCGGCAGCGGCAACUUCGGCAGCUUUGACAGCGGCAGCAGCAGCGGCAACUUCGGCAGCUUUGACAGCGGCAGCGGCAACUUCGGCAGCUUUGACAGCGGCAGCAACAGCGGCAACUUCGGCAGCUUUGACAGCGGCAGCAACAGCGGCAACUACGGCAGCUUUGACAGCGGCAGCAACAGCGGCAACUUCGGCAGCUUUGACAGCGGCAGCAACAGCGCCAACUUCGGCAGCUUUGACAGCGGCAGCAGCAGCAGCGUGUCCCUGGCAGACGCCGUGCAGGAUGUAGCAGAUGGGAAUGUGAAUGUGGGCGGAGUAGGCGACAUUGGCGGUUUCGAAAGGGUUGACAACAGCAAAGGCUUUGAUAUCGUCGGUAGCAUUGGCAACUUCGACAGCGUCGGCAGCAGUGGCGUGUCCCUGGCAGACGCUGUGCAGGAUGUGGCAAACGUGAAUGUGAAUGUGGGAGGAGUCGGCGGCGUCGGCGUGUCUCUUUCCGACGCGGUGCAAGGACUCUCUGGAACCUCUACGGGCGGCGUCGGUAGCUUCGAUUUCUCCCUCAACAACGCCGAGCAAGGAGGCUCAGGCGGGGGUGUGAGUGUGGGCGUGGGUGGCGGCGGCAGAGGCGGCGGCAUCAGCAACGUCGGUGUCUCUCUGUCAGACGCCGUGCAGGUCAACCAGAAGCUCCCCAGCCCUACGGCUGCAUCGGGAAUCAUAUCCUCGUCCACCUCCGCCGCCGCCCUGGAUAGUCUUGGGCAGCUGCUGACCGAAAAUCAGUCUCACAUCACGGACCCCGGCCAGUCCCUCGGCAGCUUCCUCCUGGACAUAAACGGCAAGAACGGCAUGAUGGUCCUCCCUGCGUCCAGCCUUGACGCCGUCACGAAUGGCCAGCUGAGCACCGCUGCGGCAGCCGAGGCCUCACUCCGUAAAAACUUCGAUGUGAGCGUGAAGGUGAACGAUGACGGUCUGGUCGACGUGGAUGUUGAUCUCAACACCACCGACGAUAAUGAUGUUGUUGUCACCCCGAGCCUCGCCACCGUCCUCUCCAACAGCACGAACGACAACGACCAGGCGAGGUCUGGCGACUCAGUCUUCGUCUCCUACCCAAACGACAGCACUCCGGCACCUCCUCCCCCGACCACCACGACCACCACGACGACUACCACCGAGGGGCCGCCCCGCCUGGCCGAAAUCCUCCCUAACCUGCUGUUCUCAAAGGGCCAGUUCUUCGGGACGCUACUCGGGGGCCUCGCGGAGAUCGGCUCCACCAUCUUGAAGGCCAUCACGGAGACGGACUGGUCGGCGCCGCCACCACGACAAACAUACGGACACUGAGCGUCGUAAGCGGCAUGACUGACUAUAGACAGGGACUAUGGCCAGCUAUGAAGGGCUGGCGACGUGUGAUUGGCUGUGGCUGGUGUACGUAUGGCUGUGGCUAGCUAUGGCUAAACUGGUUGACUAUGGUUGGCCGUCGAGAACUAUGGCUAGCGACGUAUAACUGGCUAUGGCUGGCUAUGGCUGAAAAUGUCUGAAGAAAGUGCCGUCUUGCAUUUGCUCAUCCGGGUAGUCUUCUCUCAUCACACACACACACACACACACACACACACACACACAUACAUAUUUAAGAUUUACAUAAUACGACACAAAAUGAAAGUUGAAUUCACCUACACACACACACACACACACACACACACACACACAUCUAGUGCCUAUGGUGAAAUCAAGUUUGAGCCAAGUAAAAUUACGAGCAGGUAAUUAAUUUUAAGGAAAUAAGAUAAGAUAUUCCGAUGACCAAAUGAUCAGCGCCAGAUAAUCCAAAACAAUAAUGUAAAAAAGACGGUCGCAACAAAAUGGAAGAAAAUCAUAAAAAAAAAACUUUUGGAUCUCUUACCACACAUAUACACAAAAAAGGACUGAAUGAUUAGAAUGAUCAAAUAUCCUAGUCUGCUGUGGAAUCCAUUACCCUAUCGUUUUCUUGUUUACUUCAGUCACUCCUCCCAAGUGACAAGGCGACUUGGAAAAGAAAACGAAAGGUGGUAGCGUUUUCGUGGGCUACUACGGUACACUAUUAACUGAAGGGCGUAAAAAAAAAAGGAGGAACAGGAAAAAAGAGAAUUGGAAGAGUAAAAUGAAAGUAAAAUAACAAAAGGAUCUUAUCACUGAAGCAAAUGUGUCGAAACCUAAAACACAAAAUCCUAAAUUCAAAACUCAUAAAAGAGAAAUGCCCCAUAAAAAGAAUUACGGUUCUAAGUAAUUCAAAAGAAGACUAAGGGGGAAGGCUGCAGGUUGGCUUUCAGUACUACAAUCCUUUAGUUUAGUCUCCCCUUAAGUCAGGUUUUCUUUCAUUCAUAAUACCUUCCCAGAGUCCCUCCCCCCCUAGUAGCGAAAUCCGAAUGUUUACGUCUGUGUACAUACUUUAUAUUUCAUUGUAUGUUCUGUAGUAUGUGUUUCCUUCAUUAUUUUCUGUAUCCUUUUUUAAUUUCUAUUUUUUUAAUCUAACCAAACUAUGGAAUAAAUGAUAGUAUGUG
This is a messenger RNA of Eriocheir sinensis (Chinese mitten crab), 4468 nucleotides long. RefSeq lists its product as uncharacterized. The record is from RefSeq and is a predicted model, not a curated record. The coding region runs from base 297 to 3275 and encodes 992 amino acids. Lineage: Eukaryota; Metazoa; Arthropoda; Malacostraca; Decapoda; Varunidae. The transcript is spliced from 4 exons.